Molecule: messenger RNA, 1578 nt
Organism: Culex pipiens pallens (northern house mosquito)
Lineage: Eukaryota; Metazoa; Arthropoda; Insecta; Diptera; Culicidae
Exons: 4
Coding region: 567-998 (143 amino acids)
Source: RefSeq, a predicted model, not a curated record
CCAGGGUGUGGCGUAUUUACCUCGUAAUAAGCCAAAGUAAACAUUAAGCAACGUGCGCGAUGGCUAGCUGGAAGUUAAAAUUAAGUGAUUUAAAAAAAGCUCUCUCAUCGCCGCGACAACUUCCCUCCAAGCCGACGAAACUCGUUUUGUGUCCCCUCCUCGCAAGGACUUUUGCCACUUUGCCAAAGCCGCCUCUGUAGGAGUGGUCGGUCAUCCGGAGGUUGGGAGCGAUGAAAACGAUAAGUUUGAUCGGCCGAGCUUAGUAUCUGUUGGUGAUCGUUGGCAGAAAGAAGUGUUUUGCGGAACUUUGACGGCGAAAAAGCACGUGUCAGCAGCGGCGGCUAUCAAGAAAGUUUACGUAACCCACGGUGCACGUGUGAAAUUGGUUGGAAAAAUUACUGACCCACAGCCGCAGGGGGUCGCGAAGAAGAAGAAGAAAAAAAGCGAUAAAGCGCAGUGAAACAGUGAAGAAGGAAAAUUAAAAUCAUCAACCGGAAAGUAAGCCACUAGUGAGAAAACGAAAGUGAGAAGUGAGAAAAGAUUGGAAGGUCUAGUGAGUGGUGAAAAUGCGGGAAAACUUCUUCCUGCUGGUGGGGACGGCCUGCGUUCUGGUGGGCCUUCAGGUGGCCCGAUCGGAGCUCAGUGCGGACGAGGUUGAGUACGACGAGGAAGGCUUCUGGAUCGGACACGGGCUGGGCAGUAGGAAAGAGGGUGACGAAAUCCUCAAGAUCCUGUACAAAUCGGUGGGCCCGUUCAGCGAACCACAAAAUGUCACCCUGGUGGAAAAGUUCAACGCUGGCGACGGAGAAAGCAUCACUUUCACGCAGUUCAACUCCUCGAAGGUCCUCACAUACUUCCGCGAGGUGGUGCUGGACUUCAACCCGAAGAACUUCUACAUCAAGCUGAACCUGUACAACAUCACGAACCUGCGGCUACAGCGAACCGUGUACGGCCACCGAUCACCAAACGCGCUCAAGAGACGAUCGAAUCUCGUCUGAGGAAAAAAACGCCACUGAGUAGUUGUAUAGAUUUAGGGCAUCGCAGCUAAGACUAGCAAGUAGGCAACCCUAGAAGUAUUAUAAAACUGUUUAGCUGAUAGAUCGUCUAGAAGUUAAGUUUAAUCACCGAUAAUACCCCGUUUCAAACGCGAAGUAUUUUGCUAGGACUCACAAAACCAAAAAGAAGUAUGUUGAAACUUGAAUCGUUUGUAGUAUUUUAUAGAAGAAGAAAAGACGUCAACUUUAAGAAAGUUACUCGUUUGCAAGAUUGCACCAUCGUCCCCACAAUAACCGAUUGUACAAACUUAAGUUUAGCGCUCAAAAUCAACCCCAAUCCCCAAAUCAAAACCAUUGAAAAUAUCGAUUCGUUCAAAAAGAUACCUCAAACAUUACACAAUCACAGCCAAAAAAAUAAACGCAGGUCAUUGAGACUGUAAUCACACAACCCCCCCGACAGGAAUUUAUGUCAAACAAACAAACCGCAAAUCGUUAAAUACUCAGAAGUGAAAAAAUGGUGCUCGAACAUACGAACAGAAUUAAUAAAUGCAAAUAAACAAACACAAACAGACACAAAACGUAG